This is a messenger RNA of Caenorhabditis elegans, 757 nucleotides long. It is a transcript of the gene alkb-7, whose product is annotated as Alpha-ketoglutarate-dependent dioxygenase AlkB-like domain-containing protein. Gene Ontology annotation, biological process: DNA damage response. The record is from RefSeq and is marked reviewed. The transcript has 5 exons. NCBI's taxonomy places the organism in Eukaryota, Metazoa, Nematoda, Chromadorea, Rhabditida, Rhabditidae. Bases 14 to 697 code for a protein of 227 amino acids.
UGGAACAGAAAAUAUGAAAAUUACACCGAGAACUCUGCAACAUUUGAUAAAAUUUCAUAAUUUGGAACUGUGGCCGAAGGAUUUGGCUGAAACUAUGAAAACCUGCUGUUAUGUUAAAAAAGAUUUCAUCACAGAAGCCGAAGAGAAAAGCCUUCUCGUCGACGUUGAGCCACACAUGAAGCGUCUUCGGUACGAGAAGAGCCAUUGGGACGAUGCCAUCCACCUAUACCGAGAACGUGAGCAACGAAAAUGGCGAGACGAGAAUCUCGAAGUGAUCUCCCGCAUCCGGAGUGAAUCGUUCGGCGCCAACACCGAACAUUUGACCUACGUGCAUAUUUUGGAUCUACACAAGGACGGUGUCAUCAAACCACACAUUGACGCGAUUCGAUAUUGUGGUGACGUCAUCACGGGUGUCUCCCUGCUCUCCGACGCUAUUAUGCGGCUCCGGCACAAGGAUCAGAAGGAUGAACUGAUUAUGGAUCUUCUGAUGCCUAGAAGAAGUUUAUAUCGAUUAGGCGGUCCCGGACGAUACGAUUUCACACAUGAGGUGCUCGGCGAGCAGGAAAGUGUGUGGAACGGAGAACAAGUGCCCAGGGAGCGAAGAAUAUCGAUUAUUUGUAGAGAUCUUCCGAAAGUGGCGAAUCGGCAGACGGCUGAGGAGGAGAUUAAGCUGAAACCGAUUCCUGAAGAAAUUUAAUUGUUUUUAUUACCUGUGGUUCUUAGAAUAAAUUGUUGCAAUUAAUAAACAAUUAAUUAU